AUGGAGAAAUUAGUAUCAGCAGAGUUUUUGAGAAGAACAAUGUUGACUCAGUGGUUUAAGUGUAAUGCGAUUUUCCCUGAAGCUAGAGCGCUCACUUAUCCGCAAUUUCCCUCUAGAUGGUUAUGGGAUCAAAGAGACAGGAAAUGGCAUAAACGGAAGCAAAAGUUUGGUAAAAUAGGCAGGCUCCAUUAUGUACACCCAUCGGCUGAUAUGGUCGGUGAUCCAAACUAUGCAGUACCUGAUUCACAAACUAGAGAUUUUCUUCUCGAUGAGCUAGCCAUUUUAUUCUCCCAGAGUGGUAAGAACAUAGUUGACUACAAUCUGCCUCCAAAGACCCAUUCUGAAUAUCCUAUUCUACACAAUCGUCUGGUUGAAGAGGAACUAUCACAUCCCUCGGAUCCAUCCAUUGAUCUGAAUAAUCCAACUAUUUCUCUCAACGAAGAUCAGGCAAAUGCUUUCAACACAAUAGUCCAGAGAGUUGAACAAAACCAGCCUGGAUUCUUCUUUGUUUCAGGAUACGGAGGCACCGUAUGUUCACCAGAGGAUCCUUCUAAACAGCAGGAGGUGGCAGCAUUUAGUAGGUGGAUAUUGGACAUCGGUGAAGGCAAAAUACCAUGCACGGCUAGAGACGGAGACGACGAACCAAGCUGGAUUACAGUACCACAGCAAUUGCUUAUCACUCCUGAUGAGGACAGACUUGCAGCUAUUGUCCACUCAGUUUAUCCUAACUUUCGUGCCAGAUACAAAGACCCUGUAUACUUAUCACAGAGAGCUAUACUAGCUCCAACAAAUGAACUGACAGAUACUGUUAAUGAUUACAUGAUCCCCUUAGUCCCUGGUACAGAGAAGGAAUGCCUGAGCUCAGAUACUAUUGACAAAUCCACCGCUCAACAAGAAGCAUAUGACCUCUUAUACCCAAUUGAGUUCUUAAACUCAAUCAGUGCAGGCCUGCGUGCCUACCAUAGCCAAAAUUUGGCCUGUAUAGAUGCUUUUGAAAAUCCUUCCACAGAGGGAUUUAGGUACACCAUGCAGCAGCCAAGGUUUCUCAGCAAUCUGCAGAAAGGUCGCCACGCACAAGGCAUAGCUACUCGAGUCAUCAGAAAAUGGACACACUAUGAAAACAUGGGCCAGGGACCACCUCUGUAUGUUGGCAUGGUUCUAGCAGACGCACGGGGACACGCCAUGUAUGCAGAGAUUUCAAAUGACCUGAUCAAAUCCAAGGCAUCUCUUUUUGAAGUUGGAAAGGUUUAUAUUAUCAAGAAAUUUCUUGUUGACAGUGCCAGGAAAAGCUACAGGCCAGUUGACAAAGAUCUGAUGAUAGAGAUGGCAGCCCAAACGACUGUUGAGGUUGUUCAAAACCCUCCACAAACAAUUCCUGAAUACAUUUAUAGGAUCACUCAGUUCCUAGCCAUAAAACCAACACGAAUGGUCUACAACUUAACAGAUGUCAUUGGUUACCUCGUCAAGUAUGAAGCAACGCAUACAUUUGUGCCAAAGAACCAAGAACAGCACGUCAAGGCUGUUUUAGCAAGACCACCAAAACAGUCUGAAACAGACAUUAUUUCCAUGUCUCAGUAUGAAGAAGAGAAGCCAACAAAUGCCUCUACAGAUACUGAUAGUCCACAACAUCUAAGUGAGGUGCUUCUGAUUGAGUCAGGAACACAACAGACUCCAGUACCAGCUCUUGACACUGAUAAAGAGACCUGUAAAGAUGAUGAUACCAGAUCGUCGGCAGUUCAUCCCGGUGCUCAGAGGAACCUAUUCGGCCACCCAGAUUCGACGAACAAGAACGAUGAAGAAGACCAAACCAUCAACGACCUUAAGAGACUUGCUGCACAGGAUGCUUCAUCGUCGAAGACAAAAUCCAAGAAGUAUGCUGCAAACACUAAUAUGCUUCACAUAUUUAUAGACCCAUACCACUUCUCUUCGUUUACUGACUCUUAA
Miscanthus lutarioriparius is the source of this 1944-nucleotide messenger RNA. NCBI's taxonomy places the organism in Eukaryota, Viridiplantae, Streptophyta, Magnoliopsida, Poales, Poaceae. The record is from the annotation of a GenBank genome assembly.